AAUACACACAUUGUCCCUUUCUUCCAUCACUUGAGACACAAACUCACACACUUUGUACUCUCCGUCCUUCCUUCUUCGAUCCAGAUCUCUCUCCUUCUCCCUCAAAUGGCUUCCCUUCUGCAAUGUUCCAUGCCCCUCGUCUCUCUUUCCAAUCGAGCUCUGGUACCCGGUACCAGGAUCUCCAACCCAAGUUCAGUUUCCCUUUCAAUUAAGGGAAGAAGUUUCCCAUCCGUUACAUUGCAGCCCAGAGGGCGUCGGUUUCAGCUUAGAUGUGCGGCAAAACCAGAGACAGUGAAGAAGGUGUGUGACAUAGUCAAGAAGCAAUUGGCACUGCCAGAUGAAUCAGCUGUUACUGGAGAGUCUAAAUUUGCUGCACUUGGAGCUGAUUCUCUUGACACGGUUGAGAUUGUGAUGGGACUUGAGGAGGAAUUUGGUAUUACCGUGGAAGAAGAAAGUGCCCAGAGUAUCACCACCGUUCAAGACGCUGCUGAUAUGAUCGAUAAGCUUCUUGAAACCAAGGCUUAAACUAGUAAAAAGGACAAGCAUGUCCAUUUUAGAGUUUUUUGCUAUGUCGACGGAAGGGGUUUUUAAUCUUUAUCUUUGGUAUUACAACUUGAUUGUCUAAGUAACUGCUAGUUCUUUUCUGGAUUGUAUUGCGAUUACUAUAAUAAUAGUUUUAAGAACUCAGUCAUUUUGUUUCCGUUGAAUGAAAUUGAUUGUCAAAAUCACGUCCAUUAAGUAUUUGCAUUUUUUA
Glycine soja is the source of this 754-nucleotide messenger RNA. RefSeq names its product acyl carrier protein 1, chloroplastic-like. Gene Ontology annotation, biological process: fatty acid biosynthetic process. The transcript is spliced from 4 exons. Gene Ontology annotation, molecular function: phosphopantetheine binding; acyl carrier activity. Bases 106 to 525 code for a protein of 139 amino acids. Lineage: Eukaryota; Viridiplantae; Streptophyta; Magnoliopsida; Fabales; Fabaceae. The record is from RefSeq and is a predicted model, not a curated record.